Molecule: messenger RNA, 2654 nt
Organism: Dictyostelium purpureum
Lineage: Eukaryota; Evosea; Eumycetozoa; Dictyosteliales; Dictyosteliaceae
Exons: 4
Coding region: 42-2636 (864 amino acids)
Biological process (GO): proteolysis; peptide catabolic process
Cellular component (GO): cytoplasm
Molecular function (GO): metalloaminopeptidase activity; peptide binding; zinc ion binding
Source: RefSeq, a predicted model, not a curated record
GUAAUAAUAAUAAUAAUAAUAAUAACAAUACAAUACAAUAGAUGUGUAGAAAUAAAAACAAACAGUAUUUAAUUGAUAAAGUUGAUAGAUUAGUAUUACCAGACAAUAUUAAACCAAAAUCGUAUAAUAUUCAUUUAGUUUGCGAUACCAAACAAUUUAAAUAUAAUGGAGAAGAAGAAAUAACUGUAGAUAUCACUCAGUCCACUGAUACCAUCGUUAUACAUUCAAUCGAUAUUGAAAUUCAACAAGCAGAAAUUUUAAAUCAAAAAGCUAUAUCCAUAGAAUAUGAUCAAGAUGAUGAAAUUGCUAUUCUAAAAUUUGAACAACCAUUAAAAGUUUCAAGUGAUUCAAAAUUAAGAAUUUUAUUUACUGGUAUUAUUAAUGACAAACUAAAAGGAUUCUAUCGUUCAAAAUAUAAUGCAGAUGGUGAAGACCAUUGGAUUUUUUCAACACAAUUCGAAGCUCCAGAUGCACGUCGUGCAUUCCCAUGUUUUGAUGAACCCUCUUUAAAAGCCACAUUUAAUUUAAAACUAACAAUUGAUAAAAAUUUAACAGCCAUCUCAAAUACAAUGGAAACAGAGAUAUUAGAAAACAAUAAUCAAACCAAAACUUUUACUUUUGAAACUACACCAAUUAUGAGCACUUAUUUAGUUGCAUUUGUUAUUGGUGAUUUAGAAUAUAUAGAGGCAUACAGUAAAAUUGAUAAGACCAGGGUACGUGUUUACAAAGGAAGAGGUGUUAAAGAUUCAAGUGAAUAUGCAUUAGAAAUUGGUGUUAAGGCAUUAGACUUUUUUGUAGAGUAUUUUGGUAUUUCGUUCCCAUUAAAAAAAAUUGAUCAUGCAGCCAUUCCAUCAUUUUCAUUCUAUGCUAUGGAGAAUUGGGGUCUAUUAACCUAUCUCGAUAUAUAUUUGCUAACAUCUGAUAAAACAACCUUGGUAAAUAAAAGAGAAAUGGUCGAUAUGAUUAGCCACGAAAUUAGCCACCAAUGGUUUGGUAAUUUAGUAACUAUGGAAUGGUGGUCUCAAUUAUGGUUAAAUGAAGGAUUUGCAAAUUUUUGUGGUUAUUUAUCUGCAAAUCAUUUAUUCCCAGAAUGGAAAAUGUGGAAAGAGUUUUCACAAAAUCAUAGAAACAAAGCCCUAACCCUAGAUGCAUUACAGAAUACACACCCAAUAGAAGUACCGGUAUACUCAACAUCACAAAUUCAAGAAAUAUUUGAUGAUAUUUCAUAUAACAAAGGUGCCUGUAUAGUUCAAAUGUUAGAAAAUCGUUUAGGAUGUGAUAGUUUUAAAAAAGCAAUCAAUCAAUAUUUAAAUAAACAUUCAUACAAGAAUACAGUAACUGAAGAUCUUUGGGAAUCACUAUCAUUAGAAUCAAAUGGUCUCGAUGUUAGCAAAUUCAUUAAUUCAUUCACUAAAGAGCCAGGCUAUCCAGUAAUUACUAUUGAAGAAACUGAAGUCGAAGGAACAUUUAAAUUAAAACAAAAGAGAUUCACAUUCGACAAAAACAGCAAUAACAAAACCAUUUGGAGCUGCUUCAUUAGAUUCCUCACAGAACAGGGCGAAUAUAGCUUUACAUUGGAAAAAGAAUCAGAUACAUUUACAAUUCCCAACUUUAAACGUGGUCAAUGGAUAAAACCAAACUACGGUCAAACAUCAUUUUUACGUAUCGACUAUAAUCAAGAGAUAUUGGUUCCAUUAGUCCCAAAGAUUAAAUCGAUGGAACUCUCUGCUGUCGAUAGAUUAGGUGUACUUUCUGAUCUCUUUAACGUCUGCAAGUCUGGUUCAAAAGAAAUCUCCCUAUAUAUGGAUCUACUUUUAAAUGCAUUUUCAGAUGAAACAGACUCUGAUGUUUGGACAUUCAUCGUCCAAACCAUCGGUGAAAUUGGUGACGUAAUCUUUGACCAACCAUACAAAGAGAAGUUCAAUAGAGCCGUUGUUACACUUUUAACUGGUAUUUCAAAUAAAUUAGGUUUCGAUCCAAUUGAAAAUGAAGAUUCAGGUAAUACAUUGCUUCGUAGUAUCGUCAAUACUAAAUUAGCACUUUUAGGUUACGAGCCAAUUGUAAACGAAUCAAAGAAGAGAUACGAACAAUUCAAAUUAGAUAAAACAUCACUAAACCCAAAUAUCGCAAAAUUUGUAUUAACAAGUGUUUUGCACAAUGGUGGUGAAAUCGAACAAAAAGAAAUCAUCUCUCAAUACUUGAACACCACAGACAUUGCUGAAAAGAUCCAAUAUUUACAAGUACUUUCAUACGGUAGCCCAACUGAACAACUAUAUGAAAAUAUGUUAAAGUUUUCAUUGACACCAGCCGUUCAAAUUAAUGAUACCCAAUUCCUUUGGAACACAUCCCACCCAGAGUUCAAAUAUGUAUCAUGGAAAAUGUUUACUGAAAACUUUAAGCAAAUAGAUACCAUCUUUAAAGACAACAUACUUUAUACCAACAUGAUUUAUCAUAUAUUUUCGAGUAAACUAUCAAAUGACCAAUUAAAUGAAAUUAACCAAUUUUUCACAUCCAACCCUGUAGAAUUAUGUGAUUGUGUAAUUAAACAAGAAUUAGAAAAAAUCAUAAAUAAUAACAAUUGGUUUAAUAAUUCCAAUUUUAAUUUAAAUAAUUGGUUAGAUAAACAAAAACUAUAAUUAUAAAUAAAUUCGGUU